Messenger RNA from Salmo salar (Atlantic salmon), 5395 nucleotides. Its product is annotated as protein phosphatase 1 regulatory inhibitor subunit 16B. The record is from RefSeq and is a predicted model, not a curated record. Gene Ontology annotation, molecular function: enzyme inhibitor activity; protein binding; myosin phosphatase regulator activity. Gene Ontology annotation, biological process: regulation of sprouting angiogenesis; establishment of endothelial barrier. Lineage: Eukaryota; Metazoa; Chordata; Actinopteri; Salmoniformes; Salmonidae. Gene Ontology annotation, cellular component: cytoplasm.
CUGCAGCGGGCGACACAGCUGCUCUAGCGUUUCUAGCCUGCCCUCCUGUCUCCUGUACAGCUACAGCGCUACUAGUUAGCCACAGGACAAGAUCCCUGCUCUAGGCUUCAAGACAUGUUCGUCUUCAAGAGUUCCACUCAUCCCAGUGAGUGAAAUGGGAACAAGUUAGUCUAUUGAUAACCUACAAACGCAGGUGGUCUAGUCACAGCUGAUGAGUGUGAUGAUGAUGAUGAUGGGAGGAGGCUACUGCAGCCGAAGGUGCAACCCCCCACGCCAGUGCUAGUACCCGUCUCCAGUCUCCAACCCCUGGUUCCUCUGCCAGCCCUGGUCCCACUUGGCACCACCUCUGGCCCCACCAUGGCUAACCACCUGGAGCUUCUCAAUGAGCUGCAGCAGCUGGACAAGGUGCCGAGCCUUGAGCGCCUGAGAGCUGCCCAGAAGCGCCGCACACAGCAGUUGAAGAGAUGGGCCGUGUACGAGAAGGAGAUGCAGAACAAGAAACGCAAGGCGGAAAAGAGAAGGAACGCUAAUCAUGCCACCGCCAUGGAGGCCAAACGGCACGUAUCGUUUGCUGCUAGUGUGGCGCUGCUAGAGGCCUCGGCACGGAACGAUCCUGAAGAAGUACGUUACCUGUUGAAGAACAACGUCAGUCCAGACCUGUGCAACGAGGACGGUCUCACUGCUCUGCACCAGUGCUGUAUUGAUAACUAUGAGGAGAUGGUGAAGAUCAUGUUGAAUCGUGGAGCCAGUGUAAACGCCAAGGACAAUGAACUGUGGACCCCACUACACGCUGCUGCCACCUGUGGACAUGCAGGACUGGUCAAGGUCCUCAUUCAACAUGGAGCGGAUCUGUUAGCGGUGAACUCUGACGGCAACAUGCCCUAUGACUUGUGUGAAGAUGACCCCACACUGGACAUCAUCGAGACCGCCAUGGCCAACAGAGGCAUCACCCAGGAGAUGAUCAAUGAGACCCGGGCGUCUGUAGAGAGGAGGAUGAUGGGAGAUAUCCAGGACCUGCUGACGGAGGGAGAGGACGUCAACCACCAUGAUUCACAGGGAGCUACUCUGCUCCACAUUGCAGCAGCUAACGGUUACGUCCAGGCUGCAGAGCUGCUGCUGGAAGGAGGGGCCAGGAUGGACCUCAGAGACACUGACGGAUGGCAGCCGCUCCACGCUGCAGCCUGCUGGGGUCAGAUGCAUGUAGCAGAGCUGCUGGUUUCUCACGGUGCCAGUCUCAAUGCCAAGACCUUCCUAGAGGAGACUCCCAUUGACCUGUGUGAGGACGAGGAGUUCCGAGCCAUCCUGCUGGACCUGAAACACAAACAUGACAUCAUCAUGAAGUCUCAGCUUAAACACAAGACCUCCCUGUGUAGGAGGACCUCCAGCGCAGGCAGCCGUGGGAAAGUGGUGCGGAGGGCAAGCCUGUCUGACAGACACAACCUUCGUGUGAAGGAAUACGAGACUGAGGCCAUCGUAUGGAGAGGAGGGAGGGAAGGAGGGAGGGAAGGAGGGAGGGAGGAGCAGGAGAAGGAGACGGACCAGGAGAACAGCCAUCCCAUCAAUGAAACUGUUACUACGGUGAUGCCAGUGAAGCCAGUAGUGGAGAGACCCAAACUACAGAAGACCUUGAAAGAUGCUCCUAGCGGCAUCAUCAAACAAAAUGGCAUCAUCUCCACGACGACGUCCACGCCCACUCCCAGUCAGCUGCCGCCAACCAAUGACGAGCCUCCAUCCCCUGACACGAAGAGCGCGUCAGCCGAUCAGCUCCCAGAGGACUCCUCCUCCUCCUUGCCCAGAGAGCGUUCUCAGACCCUGUCGGAACUGAAAAAGCAGAGGUCGGCCGCCAAGCUCCUCAAUCACCCGCUCCUCAACGGUCACCUAGGAAACGGCUCCACAGAAUCCACCGAACCCCAGAGCCCUGUGGACUCCCGUAUGCCCCUCGUCUCGUCCAAUGGCAGUACAGUAUAUUACACCCCGGCAAGUGGUGACCCGCCCAUUCUCAAACUCAAACAGCCAAUAGAUGAUGAGGAACCAAAGGAAGGCAGCUGCUGCUGUGUCUCCUAGGGAGGAGGUGGAGGUCACCCCAUGACACUGAUCUAAGGUCAGGCUUACUGUGUUUUCCUCCAAUGGAUUAAGGUUAGGGUUCGGGGAGGGAAAGCUGAUCCUAGAUCUGUGCCUAAGGGAAACUUCUUCCCGGAUAGAGCGUGUCAGAGCAGGAUGGUCUUGUGACUGUGGAGCAGGAAGCAGGAAGAGAUUUCACAGAGGGAGACCAAAAGGCAGAGCAAAGGUCCUCAAAGGUCCUAGAUGGCAAUGGGAGUGGAGCUGGUCCAGCCAGGUGAUUGGUUCCUGUCCCUCCCCACUGUUUAACACUCCAGGCCAGGCCAGUAUGGAGCAUACCCUUACUCUGGAAAAUGACCGUCCUGAUAGGACGUGAGGAAUCCAGGCCAGAUUAAUUGGGGAGGAGCCACUGUGAUAGCUUGUGGUUGAUGAAGAGGGCCAGGAGGUGGAACAAGAUGGCCCCUAGCCCCUACGAGAAGGCAGGUCUAGUGCCCUAUAAAGGAAUAGAUGUCCAGGCAGUGUGCUCUCCCAUGUUAACCAUAUCUGGUGUCUUACAACUUUUGACUGAAUCACUGUUUUCAAACCACAUUCCUCCUUGUAUCCACUGUUUCUGAAAGUGUAUGAGGGGGGAAAAACAUUGCAAAGAUCCACUCCACCAUAUCAGAAUACACUCUCAGUAUUAUUACUGUACCUGUGUUGAUCCACUGAGUAGCAAGAGGGAAGGGUCGUCUUUCCUAAGACGUAUUCUUGUUGAAACGCUGACUAUUUUAGCAAAGGGAAGGAAUGGUUAAUACGGUAACAGAACAGUAUUACUGACUGUCAACCAUCUAUCUGUUCCUGUGAAGGAUGAUAGGAUUACUGCACUAAAGACAUUUGAAACAAUGCACCAUUGAACUCUGUCUUCUCUUGCUGACCGUCCAUAUCCAAACGGACAGUGAUCAAGGUGGUAGAAAGGGGGUUUCAUAUGCCCCAUGUCUUAUUUGUUGGUCAUUUAAGAAAAAGAAUAUUGUUUGUUUUUGUUUGUUUAUUUAUGAAGAUGAAUAUAAUGUAUAAAGGCUAUGGUUAUACAGUGUAUUAAUUCUAUCUACGGAGAGUGAAUGCAUUAGAAUGAGCUGGUACAUUUACAGUAUGUCUUACUCUCCUGUGAUCCCAGGUCUGGUUGUACUGUCUGUACCAACGUCAUCUGUGCCACUGUCAUGGAGUUGGCAGAUCUGGGGUCAGGCUAGAAGCACUUCACCUUUUUUACAAUGUAAAUGUCCCUGUGGAGUUAACAAAAUGAGGUUAUUAUCCAGUCAUCUGUGUUUAGCCAGGCACUGCAUCUGUUUAUCCUCAACCAUACCUGGCUAGCUUGUUUAAGGGUGCACCAACAUACAACUGGAAUACAAGCAUUUCACUACACUCGCAAUAACAUCUGCUAAUCAUGUAUAUGUGACCAAUAAAAUUUGAUUUGAUAUCUUCUUUGUAUUUGAUAUGGUCAGUACAACACACACAGUAGAUACAGUGUUGUCUAGGGAACUGAGGAGUGUGUUUAAAUAACCAUUGUAUGAUAUUGUCACAGACACUGUAGCGUCUCUAACACAAGUGUUCGUUAAUAUGAAAUAAAAAAUACUGUCAUGUAUUAAGUAUGAUAUUGAUUCACCCAGCCUCAGACAGUGCUUGAGAACUGAGAGACUUAAACCUAGUACACUAUAACAAUUACACUAGCAAUAGUUAACUCUUAUCACCACUAACUCAGACAAGGUGUGUGGUAUUGUAGUGUACAAACAUUACAGCUACUACAUCUACUUUUCCCCCUGGAAUUAAAGCAGCUACCUUCUAAACAAGGCUAAACCCCUCCACAAUGGGAAACAACCCUGGAAUUAAAGCAGCUACCUUCUAAACAAGGCUAAACCCCUCCACAAUGGGAAACAACCCUGGAAUUAAAGCAGCUACCUUCUAAACAAGGAUAAACACCUCCACAAUGGGAAACAACCCUGGAAUUAAAGCAGCUACCUUCUAAACAAGGCUAAACACCUCCACAAUGGGAAACAACCCUGGAAUUAAAGCAGCUACCUUCUAAACAAGGCUAAACACCUCCACAAUGGGAAACAACCCUGGAAUUAAAGCAGCUACCUUCUAAACAAGGCUAAACACCUCCACAAUGGGAAACAACCCUGGAAUUAAAGCAGCUACCUUCUAAACAAGGCUAAACACCUCCACAAUGGGAAACAACCCUGGAAUUAAAGCAGCUACCUUCUAAACAAGGCUAAACACCUCCACAAUGGGAAACAACCCUGGAAUUAAAGCAGCUACCUUCUAAACAAGGCUAAACACCUCCACAAUGGGAAACAACCCUGGAAUUAAAGCAGCUACCUUCUAAACAAGGCUAAACCCCUCCACAAUGGGAAACAACCCUGGAAUUAAAGCAGCUACCUUCUAAACAAGGCUAAACCCUCCACAAUGGGAAACAACCCUGGAAUUAAAGCAGCUACCUUCUAAACAAGGCUAAACACCUCCACAAUGGGAAACAACCCUGGAAUUAAAGCAGCUACCUUCUAAACAAGGCUAAACACCUCCACAAUGGGAAACAACCCUGGAAUUAAAGCAGCUACCUUCUAAACAAGGCUAAACACCUCCACAAUGGGAAACAACCCUGGAAUUAAAGCAGCUACCUUCUAAACAAGGCUAAACCCCUCCACAAUGGGAAACAACCCUGGAAUUAAAGCAGCUACCUUCUAAACAAGGCUAAACACCUCCACAAUGGGAAACAACCCUGGAAUUAAAGCAGCUACCUUCUAAACAAGGCUAAACCCCUCCACAAUGGGAAACAACCCUGGAAUUAAAGCAGCUACCUUCUAAACAAGGCUAAACACCUCCACAAUGGGAAACAACCCUGGAAUUAAAGCAGCUACCUUCUAAACAAGGCUAAACCCCUCCACAAUGGGAAACAACCCUGGAAUUAAAGCAGCUACCUUCUAAACAAGGCUAAACCCCUCCACAAUGGGAAACAACCCUGGAAUUAAAGCAGCUACCUUCUAAACAAGGCUAAACCCCUCCACAAUGGGAAACAACCCUGGAAUUAAAGCAGCUACCUUCUAAACAAGGCUAAACACCUCCACAAUGGGAAACAACCCUGGAAUUAAAGCAGCUACCUUCUAAACAAGGCUAAACACCUCCACAAUGGGAAACAACCCUGGAAUUAAAGCAGCUACCUUCUAAACAAGGCUAAACACCUCCACAAUGGGAAACAACCCUGGAAUUAAAGCAGCUACCUUCUAAACAAGGCUAAACACCUCCACAAUGGGAAACAACCCUGGAAUUAAAGCAGCUACCUUCUAAACAAGGCUAAACACCUCCA